Molecule: messenger RNA, 1276 nt
Organism: Oncorhynchus masou masou (cherry salmon)
Lineage: Eukaryota; Metazoa; Chordata; Actinopteri; Salmoniformes; Salmonidae
Product: inorganic pyrophosphatase-like
Exons: 11
Coding region: 87-962 (291 amino acids)
Biological process (GO): phosphate-containing compound metabolic process
Cellular component (GO): cytoplasm
Molecular function (GO): magnesium ion binding; inorganic diphosphate phosphatase activity
Source: RefSeq, a predicted model, not a curated record
CAAUACAGUUCUAGGUGGACUUAUUUGCAACAUUCAGUACACGAGCCAUCACUGCAUCCUCGGCAAGAGCCCAACGCAGACUAAACAUGAGCUUCACAGUCGAAGAGAGGGGAAACCCCAAUACAUUGAGCUAUCGUUUGUUUUUCAAAAAUGCUGAUGGAAAGUAUGUCUCCCCAUUCCAUGACAUACCUAUGUAUGCUGAUGAGAGCCAGAACAUUUUCAAUGUGGUUGUUGAAGUACCAAGAUGGACAAAUGCAAAGAUGGAGAUUGCAACCAAAGACCCCCUGAACCCGAUCAAGCAGGAUGUGAAGAAGGGGAACCUGCGUUACGUCGCCAAUGUUUUCCCCCACAAAGGCUACAUCUGGAACUAUGGAGCAAUACCUCAGACUUGGGAGGAUCCCGGGCACAAAGAUGAAGACACUGACUGCUGUGGUGACAAUGACCCUAUCGACGUCUGUGAAAUCGGUACCAAGGUGUGUUCACGUGGGGAGGUGAUCAAGGUGAAGGUACUGGGGGUUUUGGCCAUGAUCGACGAGGGGGAGACGGACUGGAAGGUCAUAGCCAUCAACGUGGAGGACCUUGAAGCUAAGGACCUGAAUAACAUCGGUGACAUCCAGAGGCUGAAGCCAGGUUACUUGGAGGCCACCGUGGACUGGUUCAGGAGGUACAAGGUACCAGAUGGGAAACCAGAGAACCAGUUUGCCUUCAACGGAGAGUUCAAAGACAAGGAAUUUGCCAUUGAGACAAUCAAGAGCACCCAUGGCUUCUGGAAGGCACUUAUCUCUCAGAAGACCAACUCUGGAGGACUCAACUGUAAAAACACGUGUGUGUCAGCUGGCGACAGCCCCUUCUGCUGCUCCACGGACGAGGCCAAGGCUGUCAUAGAAGGGACAACCCCUUGUGGAACCGAAGAUCCUAUCCCCUGCUCAGUGGAUAAAUGGUUCUACUAUGAGAAGGAGUAACUUUAAGAUGAAGACUCAAUGGACCAGUGUCUCUCACCUGUUUAGCAAGUGUACUUGAAGAUCAUAGACUUAAUGACAGUUAGGGGUGUGGCUGCGAAAGAAUAGACUCUUCUCCAUACUCUGAAGAUAAGAGAAGAUGGGGCAAAAAAAGUGAAAUAGUGUCUGAGGUAAUGUGUUACUGUUAUUUAACAAACGUCUCAUUGGAGAUGUGCUGUCGAACAGAUAGUACUGGUAGUGUGCUUCCUAUAGCUAGCAACUCAUGUACUGUAUGGGAUUGUAACUCCUUUAAUAAAGCUUUAUCUGUAAAACAAAAA